Taeniopygia guttata (zebra finch) is the source of this 3508-nucleotide messenger RNA. Its product is annotated as bile acid receptor. NCBI's taxonomy places the organism in Eukaryota, Metazoa, Chordata, Aves, Passeriformes, Estrildidae. The record is from RefSeq and is a predicted model, not a curated record. Gene Ontology annotation, cellular component: RNA polymerase II transcription regulator complex. Gene Ontology annotation, molecular function: zinc ion binding; nuclear receptor activity; RNA polymerase II cis-regulatory region sequence-specific DNA binding. Gene Ontology annotation, biological process: bile acid signaling pathway; cell differentiation; negative regulation of inflammatory response.
CCCAGUUCUGCUGUGAUUUAUGUGGGCUCACAGCUGCCCUUGCUCCGACCCCAGAGGAGCUGUGUGGGAAGUUGGUGUCUCGGAGCCGCAGCGUGGCUCUGCCGAGUGUCUGGAGCCCGGGCUGUGCACACAAACUGAUAAAUAGGGAAAGGCCUGCUGGGCUGCAGCUGGAGCAGAGCUGGGACCGGCACGGGAGAGGAGCUCCUGCAAGCACCGCUGCUGUUUAAAGGCUGGUCUCACAGCAGAGUGGAUGAAGCAGUGCAGCUGGGAGCAGAGCAUGGCCAACACGUUUGUCACCGUCCCUGACGGGUACGGCCUUCCCGAGCCCAUCCAGUACUACGAUGUUCUACCGGAGCACAUCAACUACCAGCUGCAGGACGUGGAUUUCCAGGCUGCCCCGUACUGCCAGUACCCAGCAGUGCCAGUGCCAGCCCUGCAGCCCCAGCCCAGCCCGGCCCCGUAUGGCUCCUACAGCCUGGAGCCCGCGUACGAUGGGCCCUGCGUCGGCAGCAGCUGCGAGCUCAGCAAGGGCCCCUUCCUGGCUCCCCACGGGGAGGACGGGGGGUACCAGGGGCUCAAGAGGCCCCGGUUAAACCACUCGGUGAGGCUGAAGGGGCAGGAGGAGCUGUGCGUGGUGUGUGGGGACAAGGCCUCGGGGUACCACUACAAUGCACUGACCUGCGAGGGCUGCAAAGGCUUCUUCCGGCGCAGCAUCACCAAGAACGCCGUGUACCGCUGCAAGAGCGGGGGGCACUGCGAGAUGGACAUGUACAUGAGGAGGAAGUGCCAGGAAUGCCGCCUCAAGAAGUGCAGAGCUGUGGGAAUGCUGGCAGAAUGUUUGCUGACUGAAGUCCAGUGCAAGUCAAAGCGACUCAGGAAGAAUUUCAAGCAGAAGAGCAGUUUCCUUUGCAACAUAAAGCUGGAAGAUGAGGGACUGAAUAGUAAGCAAGUAUCAUCUACAACAAGAUCUGGAAAACAGAUCCCAGAGAAGAUGGAACUUACUCCAGGAGAACAUCAGCUUCUUGAUCACAUCGUAGCAGCACACCAAAAAUACACAAUUCCCCUUGAGGAAGCCAGGAAGUUUCUACAGGAAACUGCAAGUCCUGAGGAAAGUUUCCUCCACCUGUCUGAGACAGCCGUUGUCCAUGUCCAGGUGUUGGUGGAUUUCACAAAAAGACUCCCAGGGUUUGAGAGUUUAGCCAGUGAGGACCAGAUUGCUCUGCUGAAAGGGUCCACAGUGGAGGCGAUGUUCUUGAGAUCAGCCCAAAUUUACAACCAAAGAAUGAGCGAGUGCCAGCCAUCAACCAGUGAAAGUCAUGUAAGACUUUCUGAUCACGGGACAUGUUGUCAUGUUCAAAACCUUGAUAAAAACAAUAUUUAUUCCAUGGAAAUGUGUCAUAAUAAAGAGAGACCAACUUCUACUACUACCACAGGCAUAACUGAGGAGUUCAUCACCGCCCUGUUCUACUUCUACAGAACCAUGGGCGAACUCAAAGUGACCGAGACCGAAUACGCUCUGCUCGUAGCAACAACAGUAUUCUUUUCAGACCGCCCGCUGCUGAGGGACAAGCGCCACGUGGAGGAGCUGCAGGAGCCGCUGCUGGGGAUCCUGUACAAGCACUCGAAGCUGCAGCACCCGCGGGACCCGCAGCGCUUCGCCCGGCUGCUGGGGCGCCUCACGGAGCUGCGCUCGCUCCGCCACGCCCACGCGGGGGCGCUGCGCGCGCGGGACCCGCGCCUGGCCGCGCCGCUGCGCGACCUCUGGGACCUCCACUAGGCGGCGCCACGGCCGCCGGCCCGCGCGCCCCUUCCCGCCUCGGGCGCGCGCCGUCGUUUCCCGCCCUUUCCGCCCUCCCUCAGCGGCCGCCCUGAGGGGCCGGUGCCGCUGUCGCUGCCGGUGCGGGGGGUGGUGGCGAUGUCGCUGUCGGUACGAGUGUUGGUGUCGCUAUCAGUGCCGGUGCUGGCAUCGGUUUGGGUGCCACGCUUAGUGCCGCUGUCAGUGCUGGUGUCGAUGUUGGUGCUGGCGUUGCUGCCGGUGUAGGUGGUGGCGGUACAAGAUGCCGCUGUUGGUACAAGUGUUGAUGUCGGUGCGGGUGCCGGUAUCGGUUUGGGUGCCAUGCUCAGUGCCGCUGUCAGUGCUGGUGCUGAUGUUGGUGUUGGUGCCAGUGCCGGUAUCGGUUUGGGUGCCAUGCUCAGCACUGCUGUCAGUGCUGGUGCUGAUGUCGGUGCCAGUGCCGGUAUCGGUUUGGGUGCCAUGCUCAGCUCUGCUGUCAGUGCUCGUGCUGAUGUUUGUGCCAGUGCCGGUAUCGGUUUGAGUGCCAUGCUCAAGUGCCGCUGUCAGCGCUGGUGCUGAUGUUGGUGUUGGUGCUGGUGCCGGUAUCGGUUUGAGUGCCAUGCUCAAGUGCCGCUGUCAGCGCUGGUGCUGAUGUCGGUGCCAGUGCCGGUAUCGGUUUGGGUGCCAUGCUCAGCUCUGCUGUCAGCGCUGGUGCUGAUGUCAGUGCCAGUGCCGGUGCUGGUUGUCGCUGCUGGUGUCAGUGUCGGUGUUGGUGUUGCUGUCAGUGUUGGUGCCGGUGUCAUUUGGUGCUAGUAUCGGUACCGGCGGCGAUGUCGGUGCCGAGUGUCAGUGCCACUGCUUUUCCCCAGGCCCACCGAGAAAAGCCCGUUCAAACGGCUCGUGCAGCCGCGCCUGAGCGCCGCUCAGGGCCUGCGGCCAAAGCUGGUGAGCACUCGGGCCGUGGGGCUGUGCCAGGUCAGAGGUGCCACUGGCCGCCCACAGCCUGGCCACAAUGGGCCGGGGACACCAACAGGGACACGGGGACACUGCUGGGAGCCCCUGGCAGAGUCCUGAGCCAAGUACACACAUCUCAGCCUGUCCCUGGAAGUGUUCAAGGCCAGGUUGGACCAGACUUACAGCAAGCUGGGAUAAUGGAAAGUGCCCCUGCCCAUGGCACUGGAUGAGCUUCAAGGUCCCUUCCAACCCAACCCAUUCCAUGGUUCUAUGUGUGAAAUUUGCUGAAGUAUUUUCUCUGCAGACUGCCAAGAUUGGUGCUGGAAGGAACAUCUUUAAUUUCAAAGACUUCUGUUGUUAUUCUCUAUCAAGACUGAAGGAAAUAAUCUUCUCAAUCAUUUGUGCUGUGCUGUAACUGCACAUCACCGAUGAUAAAUCCAUGUUUGAUGUGGGUGAUCCAGCAGUGAGCAGUGCCCCACUUGGAUGCUUGCACUGGCUUUGAAGUCCUGCUUACACCAGACCAAAUGUGCAGUGAAAACGUUCUGUCACCACACUGAGUUAUGUGAAUUAAACAAAUUAUUGUUUCAUGUUGAGGUUCCUUAUGGAAUAUGUUUAGAUUCAAAUGUGAUAUUCUGACAGGAGAUGAGUUACAUUAUUUAUCCUAUUUUUUUGUGACUUGAAAACCUUGUAAAAUGGCAUUUUCAUACUAAAACAUAGUCAGAUUUGGUGUUUAAAACUACCCAUGGGGGUAAAGAAAAAAUAAAUAUCAACUACUGGACU